UAUAUAAGUGCACCAACUUGGUUUCUCUACAGAUUACAAAUAAUCAACCGUCCAAAAUGAAUAUUCAGCUCCUCAUCUUUCUCACAGCACUGACCACAGUAUUCGCUGUUUGUCCCACUAACUGGAGUGCACACAAUGACAGAUGUUUCUUCCUCAGCAAAGACAACGAGACGCUUGCCGGAGCACUGAAACUCUGCCAAGCAAUUGGUUCUCAGUAUGGCAGGACUGCGUCUUUGGCCACAGUGGACGAUGUCGCGACACAGAAAUUUCUUGAAAACCCCGUCAAACAGUCUGGAUACCAUGGUUUCUACAUUGGUUUAACUGAUAUCGUCGAAGAAGAUACAUUUGUUUGGAUAUCCUCCGGUAAAACUGCUACCUAUACCAACUGGGGUACCAUCCAGCCUAACAACAGAUAUGGAAACGAAAAUUGUGUAGUCUUUCGAAAUGAACCAGGCUAUGUAAUGACGUGGACAGAUGAUCCUUGCACCGAUCUCAACAAUUAUAUAUGUGAAAUGGCUACACCACUAUAUAAAAGCAAGAAAUUGGUUUCUCUGCAGAUCAUUAUUAAUCAACCGUCCAAAAUGAAUAUCCAGCUCCUCAUCUUUCUCGCAGCGCUGACCACAGUGUUCGCUGCCUGUCCUGCACAUUGGUCUGGACAUAGAGACAAAUGCUACUUCUUCAGUAGAGACAAUGAGACGUUUUCGGACGCUCUGAUACUCUGUGAAAUGCUAGGAGCCCAGUACCGUAGACCUGCAUCCAUUGCCACCAUAGAUAGCGCCAACACACAAAAAUAUCUAGCAAACCUGAUUAGGCACUCCGGAUCUAAUGCUUACUAUAUUGGUGUCAACGAUAUUGUCAACGAGGGCGAAUUUGUAUGGAUUUCUUCUGGACAGAAUGCUACUUAUUUAAACUGGGGUCCCGACCAACCCAACAACCGAUGGGGAAAUGAAAAUUGUGUUGUCAUUAGAAACGAUCCAGGUCAAGGGUUUGACAUGACGUGGACAGAUGAUCCCUGCACUGAUCUGAACACGUAUAUCUGCGAAAUGCCUGCUGCUGAGAUUCACAUUCCGAUUCUUGGAUAAAGAGUAAUGCAUUCUUAUUGUAUUUUGUGUGUUAUAUGUAUAUACUAUACUGUGAAAAUAAAAUAUUUUAUCUUUUGUC
Molecule: messenger RNA, 1161 nt
Organism: Ostrea edulis (European flat oyster)
Lineage: Eukaryota; Metazoa; Mollusca; Bivalvia; Ostreida; Ostreidae
Product: C-type lectin domain family 4 member E-like
Exons: 9
Coding region: 57-1082 (341 amino acids)
Source: RefSeq, a predicted model, not a curated record